Sphaeroforma arctica JP610 is the source of this 471-nucleotide messenger RNA. RefSeq lists its product as hypothetical. The coding region runs from base 1 to 471 and encodes 156 amino acids. NCBI's taxonomy places the organism in Eukaryota, Ichthyosporea, Ichthyophonida. The transcript is spliced from 2 exons. The record is from RefSeq and is a predicted model, not a curated record.
AUGUAUAGAUGUCAACUAGAAGAAACCAGCUCUGGGAACAAUGGGGACCAAACUAGUCACAGCGGACGGCAGGGUAGGCGCGAACAACCCUCCCUACCGAAGUCUAACUGUGCGCCUGCACUUGGCAACGAGCCACACCCGCCGGCGGUACGAGAAGCCGCCUCAGAGGAGGGCAUGGAUGACCCUGACCUGCCCCCGAAUUGCAUACGGGUGAGUGAUAGAAUCAUGCGGCUGAAGAAAGAAACUGCAUCCAUCAUGCGCAGUUUGAGGAGUACCACACAGCUGGAUACACAAGCCUCGGCUUCGUCGGCUUCAGUGAGCACGUCAACUAAGGAGCUGCCGAGUGCGCCUGCUACACGUGCUCCCGGUUUGAAUUCAAAAAAUUGCGAGAAGAAUCCUGUACUUAGGAGUAUCCUGCGCAGUCAAGCAUGUCCUCACUCGCAAGUAUACUCAUCACCUCGUAGGUUGUGA